Molecule: messenger RNA, 1809 nt
Organism: Didymella exigua CBS 183.55
Lineage: Eukaryota; Fungi; Ascomycota; Dothideomycetes; Pleosporales; Didymellaceae
Exons: 1
Coding region: 1-1809 (602 amino acids)
Molecular function (GO): oxidoreductase activity
Source: RefSeq, a predicted model, not a curated record
AUGGCCUUUUCAACGGCCAUGGACUGGAGCAAAGGAGAAGCAAAGAUGCACUCCCUGCUCCAUGUGCCGCCGCAAGACAACCCAACAUCCACCAUGCUCACGCCACAGGCAUCUUUCAUGCUGCAGCGCGCACCUCUCCUCGCGUUUGGAACCCUGGACAACGAAGCUCGGCCCUGGACUGCACUCUGGGGCGGCGCCCCGGGCUUCUCUGGGCCCAUCGGCGACGAUUUCGUCGGCACGCGGACGCUGGUCGACGGCAAGUACGACCCCGUUGUGCAGGCGCUUGUCGGCGGCGGCGAAAAGGGCGAGAUGGUGCGGCCGGAGGGCGAGGGGAAGAUGAUCUCGGGGCUUGCACUCGAUCUGGUGACGCGCAAACGCGUCAAGCUCGCCGGGAAGAUGGCCGCAGGCAGCCUCCGCUCGGUCGAGGUCGAGGUCGAAGAGGGGGCUGAAUCGCCAGCCGACGCGCCGCCGACGCAAGACCAGAUCCAGCUCGUCACCGAGAUUGAGCAGAGCAUGGGAAACUGCCCCAAGUACAUGAACCAGUACGAAAUCCACCCCGCGCUGCUCGCACCGAGCGUGCUCUCCUCAGGCCCUAGUCUCUCGCCCGAAGCAGCGUCUCUGGUAGAAAGAGCAGACAUGUUGUUCCUGUCGACCAGCGGCGGAGCAGACAUGGACACGAACCACCGCGGCGGCGCACCGGGCUUCAUCCGCACCAUCUCGGCGUCACGCAUAGUCUACCCAGAGUACAGCGGGAACAGACUCUACCAAUCCCUGGGCAACCUGCAGCUCAACCCGCUCAUCGGCGUGACGAUCCCCGACUUUGAAACCGGCAACGUCCUGUACACCACGGGCCGGGCCUCGAUCCUGAUCGGCCCCGACGCAGAGAAGAUGAUCCCCGGCAUCAACCUCGCAGUCGAUAUCACCCUGACAGAAACCCGGCUCGUCAAGCACGGCCUGGCAUUCAGAGGAACGCUGCGUCCAAACGGGCACUCACCGUACAACCCCCGCGCACGCCAUCUCGCGCGCGAGGCGAGCCUGCUGGAAUCGCCAUCGCAAACAAAGAGCGCACGCUUGGUCGCAACCCAGCUCCUCGCGCCAGACGUCGCGCGCGUCACCUUCUCCGUGCCCGGCGGCCUCGCGUACAGACCAGGGCAGUGGAUCGCGCUGAGUUUCAGCGAGGAACUGGGGCUCGGGUACAGUCACAUGCGCGACGACGACCCGCGAAGUCUCAACGACGACUUGGUGCGCACGUUUACCAUCUCCUCUGCUCCGAGCGCGGCGGGGUCGGGAGACGACUCGUUCGCGCUCACGCUGCGCCGCGUCGGCCGGGUGACGGCGCACUUGUUCCAGCAGUCUCCGCGCGCCGGCUCUGCAGUCCCGAUCCUAGGCGUCGGGGGCGAAUUCACAAUCAAGCAGGGUGCAGGCGUGACGCCGUUCGUCGCGGGCGGAGUCGGGAUCACGCCGCUGCUGGGCCAGCUCGGGGGGCUCGUGCUGGAGAGAGACAGGUUUGUGCUGUUCUGGGCUGUCAGGGCGGGGGACGUUGGGGUUGUGGGUGACGUGCUUGAGCGGUGUCCGGAGCUGGCUGGUGUUGGUGAGGUUUUCGUUACUGGGUCGUCUGAGGCGGGGAGGCGGGAGUGGGAUGGAGUGCGGCGGGCGGGUGUGAGCGUGCAGUUUAGAAGGCUGGGGGAGAGUGAUUUGGAUGUUGUGCGCGCGGAGAGGUGGUAUCUGUGUGCUGGGAAGGCGUUUAGGGAGCAGGUGCUGAGUUGGCUGCCGGGGCGGGAGGUGGUGUUUGAGGACUUUGGGUACUAG